AUGGGUAAUAUAAAUAGUUUCAAUUUAAAAAAUUGCAUUAGUAUUUUGAAUAAAUUAAUUGAAAUAGAAGAACUUACUUUGGAAAAUAAUAUUUGGAAGGAUAUAAGAAAUAGAAAUAGGUCUAAUAAGAUUCAAAAUGACAAAAAUCUUGAAUUUUUAUUAUAUUUUACAAAAAAUAUAUUUAAAAAUAUUUGUAAAAAAAAUAGUUAUUUGAAAUUAAUUGGGAUAAUAGAAUAUUCUAAGUAUUAUAAUAAUAUUAAUACAUUAAAUAAAAAAAAGAACACAUUUCAAAUAUAUUUAUUUUAUAAAGAUAAGUAUAUGGUUCUAAAAUAUUUUAAUUUAAUAAAUGAUCUUAAGAAUUAUAUUUUAAAAUGGAUAAGAGUAAAUUUUGCAAAUGAAUACAAAACAUUUUUAAAAUCAGGAUUUGUGUUUUUGGACACAUUAAAUAACAUAUACAAUUUAAGAAAUUUUUAUGAAGAAUUGAAAUAUGAUUUAAAUAAAAAAUUAGAAAUAUAUUUCUUGCUUCCUAUAAUAAUACCAAUACAUAUAUUUAAUGAUAAUUUAGAUAAUAAUAACAAAAGUGCAUACAAUUUAAAAUCAAAUGAAGAUAUUAAAAAAAAUAAUGGAGAAAAACAUUACACAAAUAGCGUGAUAGUUAAUUUUUUAAUAGAAUUAAUCUUGUAUUGCAUAUAUUGCUUAGAUGAAGAAAAUCUGAAUAGUGAUGUAGUUCUUUAUUUUUUAAAAAUUCAAAACUAUAUUUUUGAUAUUUUUUUUUAUUUAUCAUCAGUUAAUAUUGAUUUUUUUAAUUAUAAUGAAUGUUUUUAUAAUAAUGUAAAAGUAACUAAUAAUUUAAAUAAUAUGAUAAAUGAAAAUAAUGCGAUUGAAUUAAAUAGAAAAAUUAUAACUGUAAAUAAUGAUAAUGAAAUUGAUUAUAAUAUUCUUAGAGUUAUGUCACAAAUGUAUUCACCAAAUAUUUUCUUUCUUGAAAUCCUAUUAAAAUUAGUUAAAAAAUUAUAUAAGUAUAAUUAUGUGUUAUUUAAUAAGUUGACAUAUGAAUUCUUAACAUAUUUAAUAAGCAUAUUGUAUUAUGAUAAAUAUAAUAUAGGAUUGAAAUAUUUUUCCAAUUUUAAAAGUAAAUGUUUAGGUCUUUUUAUAUUAUGCAUUUUUUAUAAAAGUAGUAUAAAGAAUGAAAAAAAUAAAAAUAAAGUAAACAUGAUGGAAAAGAAAAAAUUCAUACUAUCAAAUGAAAAUGAGGAUAAUAUAUUUUUGCUUACAUUCAAAGAAUUAUAUGAUGUGAACUUUUUUAAAAACGAAGAAAACAAAUAUUAUGAAAACUUUCAAAUAAAUACUAUAGAUUUUAAAAGAAUAUUCAAAAUUUUUCUAGAUACAGGAAAUUAUUAUAUGAAUUUAAAAAAUCAUAAUACUAUUUUAAAUUCUGAACAUGCCUAUAUUUUAUUGUUAUAUAUGUUUUUAUAUAAAAACACGAAAUUUUAUAUGUAUUUUUUUAGUAAUGUAGACAAUGUUCAAAUUUUUCUUCUUCUUUUAUAUUUCUUCAUUAAAAUAACUCAACAAUUAAUCUUUAAAAGUCACUCUUAUAGCAAAAAUGAUAUUCAUAUAGUAACUUUAAUUUUAAUUAUUUUUGUUCUAAUAAUACAUGACAAAAAUUUAGAAAAUGCGUUAAAAAAUAAAAUGAAUGCAAAGUUUUUACAGGUUUUUGAUUUACAAUAUCAAGCAAAUUAUGGUAAUAUUUUUUUUUAUUCAAUAUUAAAAUUAGCAAUAUGGAAUUAUAAAACAUUUAAAAAUAUUUUUACUUUAGAGCUAAUAUAUGCUAUUUUUAGUAAUAUAAAAAUUUCUUUUAUACUUGAUUCAGAAAUUAUUAAUUUAUUAAUUAAAUACUUUAAUGAAUUUUUAAAUCAUAUAAUAAAUGUUGCUGAUGCCAUUGCAUUCCCUCAAGAAUAUUCUAGUAUAAAUAAGAAUUAUAUAAACGAACAUAAUGUUCAGGCUACAGGAAUUUUAUUUAAAUCAAUAUUAAUUUUAUUGUGCAAAAGUAUGAAUAAUACUAAUAUAGAUAAUCUAAUAAAUGUUUUUUUAAGCAUAUAUGAAAGAUUAAGCAUAAAUAAUAUCAAUAAUAAAAUAAACAAAAUCAUUUAUUUUAAUCAUGACAAUACAAAAAAUAAUAAUGAAAUGUUUAGACUUAUAUUAAAAUCUUUGGUUCCUUAUUUACAAUAUAUUAAGAUAUGCAUAUUAUACUUUUAUAAUAAAAUAUAUUAUGAGAACAAAAAUUAUAACAUAGAUGAGUUGCACAUUUUAAUUAAAAAUUUAGCAUUAAAAUUUAAAAUAGUUACAGAUAAUAAAAUUUAUUAUAAAAACAAAAUAUUAAAAAAUUACGAAGCUAGUAAAAAUGGAAAUAUGGAAUUGCAAAAUUAUUGUAUAGAAAUCAGUAGCAUUAUGAAUUUUUAUCCCCAAGAUUUAAAUAUAAUUCGUUAUAAAUAUGAUGAAGAUGCUUAUUCCAUUUUUUUCUUUUUUCCAUAUAUUUGGUGUGUAAUUAAUAAAUUAAUUAUAUUAAAAUAA
Molecule: messenger RNA, 2571 nt
Organism: Plasmodium relictum
Lineage: Eukaryota; Apicomplexa; Aconoidasida; Haemosporida; Plasmodiidae
Exons: 7
Coding region: 1-2571 (856 amino acids)
Source: RefSeq, a predicted model, not a curated record